Messenger RNA from Rotaria socialis, 1680 nucleotides. The record is from the annotation of a GenBank genome assembly. Lineage: Eukaryota; Metazoa; Rotifera; Eurotatoria; Philodinida; Philodinidae.
AUGGAUGGUAGACGAACGUUAUCACUAAUUGCUCAAGAAUCUGGCGAUCGUCGGCCAAGUAAAAUAGGUAAUACAAUAGCAUCAAUCGAUGAUGGCAGUUCAUCGGAAGUCAGUGGAGCAGAUGGGUUAACGGACACUGGUUUACCACGGCGUCGUUCAGGUCGUGUUAAUGCUCUUCGAUUUUUACCUGAUAAUAUGCUCGUCUUAGUAUUUUCUUAUAUAACACCUCUUGAUCUCAUACAUUGUACACAUGUGUGUCAACGGUGGCAUACGCUUAUUUCCCGCCAUAACUAUUUAUGGCGACGUCUUUUCCUACGUCCCGAAUGUAGUAGUGGUCAAAUUGGUGCUGUUCAUGUUCGCCGUUUAGAUGCAUUUCUUCAUGCCAUUGCGACACGUUUCAGUACGUCGCUUAGUUAUAUUGAUUUGCCUAUUGAAUUAAUAACUGUUGAAGUUCUACGUGAAUUAGCUAUACGUUGUCCAAAUUUACAAUAUUUAACGCUUGAUUUUUCAUCAGCUAUGCAAUUACAUGAUUUCAGUGAUUUAAGUGAAUUUCCAUGUAACCUUAAACGACUCUGUAUUUGUUUGUCCGAAGUCAUUUUUCUCGAAGGUUUCAUGCGACGUAUCUAUGGUUUCCUAUCGUCAAUACGUACUUUACAUAUCUUUGGUACACUCGAAAAAUCAUCAUUAACAUCAACAGCAGCACCCGAAGAAACCGAUGAUUAUGAAACAAUAAAUAUUAGUAAAAUUAAAACCCAUGCGCCUAAUUUACAUACAAUUAAUUUAUAUGGAGUAUCUUUUAUUGAUGAUAGUCACAUAGAAGCUAUUGCAUCCGGUUGUAUACAUCUUCAAUGUCUUGCUUUAAAUUUUUGUGUGCGAGUCAAAGGUAAAAGUUUCAAAAAUUUAAUGAAUCGAUGUCGAAAACUGACAUGUUUAUUAUUACAAAAUACGGGUAUACAAGAUGAGCCUAUGCUUGCUGUAAAUUGGUCAACAACUCAACUGUCUGAAUUAGACAUUUCAUCAACAGAUUUAAGUGAAGCAACUCUUUUAGAAUUUUUUACUGUCGCACCGAAACUUACAUAUUUAGCUGUUCCUUUUUGUGAUGGCUUCACAGACACGGUCUUAAAUUUGUUAUUGGAUCGAGGAAAAUUAAAUUCAUGUCGAGCACUUGAUAUAAGCAAUACAGUUAAUCUUAAUGUUGAUGCUGUUCAUCGAUUAUUAACAUCAUUCACUAAUAUAUCUUAUCGAAUUGAAGCAUUAAGUUAUACUGGCCAUGUAGACAUAACAGAACAAUUCUGGAUAAAUGCAAUUCGAUUUCUUCAUCAUAUCAAGAUACUUGUCAUUGGUACUGCACACAGUUGGUUUAAACAAGCAACACGACGUAUUCAUGUUGAUCAAAUACUUGAAGCGUGUGCAGUUCAUUGUCCACAUUUGAAACGUCUCGAAAUACAAUGGGAUCCCGAAACGCUUCGAUUCGGUGACAAUUCAUCGAAGUUUAUUGAUCAUCUCAGAAUACGAUGCACAAAUCUAUCGUCAUUUGUUCUUUCGGAUGGACCGUAUUAUGAAGGAGCAAAAGCAAAUUUUGAACGAGCAGAACGGCACUGUAUCGUGCGAACGACAACUAUGUAUCAAACAAGUAUUGUCAGUAAUCUUAAUUUUUAUGAUGAGUUGAAAUUUAAUUAA